AUGCCUCCAGAUUUUGGCUGCCGAAGUCUUAGGUUUAAGAGAUCAGAUGGAGAACGUGCUCCUCAACGUUACGUAUUUAAAGAAAUUUACUUGCCAAUGGGGGAGGAGCUCAUGACUCAUGACUGCAGAUAUGAGUGCCUCAUGGAGAGCAAUUGUUUGUCUGUGAACAUCGGCCCACCAAACAAGACAGGCCUCAGGCUCUGCCAACUGAGUAAUUUUGACCACGCCCAACAUCGUGAAGAUAAAGAAAUAAAAAAAGGUUUUAUUCUCUGGGCCUCUGAGGUAGGAUUUUACUUUACAUUACAAUACAAUCCUCUGAAAUCAGCUUGAAUGUUUUUGGUCAAAUAUAGAUGCUAACAGGCGUUUUUCUAUCCUAUCAGAAUCCAUGCUCCAGUAAUCCUUGCCUCCAUAAUUCCACCUGUCUCAAUGGAUAUACCGACAAGAGAUACAUUUGUCUGUGUCCAGAUGGUUACACGGGAGAAAACUGUGAAAAAGGU
Pocillopora meandrina is the source of this 497-nucleotide messenger RNA. The record is from the annotation of a GenBank genome assembly. NCBI's taxonomy places the organism in Eukaryota, Metazoa, Cnidaria, Anthozoa, Scleractinia, Pocilloporidae.